Messenger RNA from Schistosoma spindalis, 4019 nucleotides. Lineage: Eukaryota; Metazoa; Platyhelminthes; Trematoda; Strigeidida; Schistosomatidae. The record is from the annotation of a GenBank genome assembly.
AGUAAUGAACAGGCGCCUAAAUACCGGCCAACGUUACCUCAUGUAGAUGUAGCGUUAGUUUUCUGUACAUUUUAAGUAUGGAGGCCGAUGAAUAUAAUGGAAAAACUGUACUUGUUAUUAACCAUACACACAUGGUUAGCUGUUUCGCUGGAGAUGAAUUAAACUUGGAUGCAGGAGUUAAAUUUGUAAACACAAAAAUGAUAUUUCAGAAGUCAAUUUGGAGCAACCUUGUUGAAGCCGUUAUACAGUACUGUCGUGUUGUAUUUGAUAUAUUUUCUACCGAAAAACCUAUAUCUAUAGUAACCUUUGAUGAUGAGGAAAAGAUUCACUCUAUAUGGCUAAACGAGGAUCAAAAUUUGGAUACAGUAUGGAACAUAUUUUCUCAGGAAGGUCCACCGAAGAUCUCCUCACUCAAUUUUCUUGAACGUGGUUCACUUCCAGGUUUGUCUUCAGCCUGUCAUCUCUUGCAAAUGCUAACGCCACGUCAGAAGGAAAUUAAUUCUGGUAAGAACAAAGGAAGAGUAGUUGUCUUAAGCAUGUCUAUGAGUAAUAAAGUUUCGUCUUGGAUUCCGGAUAUUUUAUCGUCUUUAGAGAAGCCCAUCGACACACCCGAUCAUACGGAUGUUACUUCAAGUGAAUGGGUUUUUGUUGACCUGUUUCCAGCUUCUGAAUUUUCAGCGGAUCUAAAUGAACUAUACCCUAAGCAAUUAGAGCUACCUAAUAGCAUAGAUCCGAAUGUCCAACAUCGUUUUUUCUAUCAUAAACUUCUAGCUACCAGCCAAGAGUUGUAUCAGGGUUUAAUGCGUCUUGCGGAAUGUCAUUACAAUCUUUCAAGUACACUUGUUCAAGAUAUUCCCAUGAAGGAGGAAGCCAAUGUUAAUUCUGGUAGUUCAAUGUAUGGUGUCGAAAUUCUACAUCGAGCUGAGGUACACGACAUGUUAAAACGACGGGGUAUUUAUGAGCAAUUAUUAGUACGUACAGAUAAUGAAAACAAUAAGUCCAUAUCACGACCACACUCUGGAUUUUCGAAAACUUUGGGCAUAAAAUGGGUUACGCCGAAGACCUCGGAUGCUAAUUUUCUGCGCUUUGCUGUCGCAACAUACCGAGUAACUUUAGCAGAUGUUUGCCAUAGAGCAUCUACUUGCUUGGCUCAAUUUGUUUUAGGAGGUCGAUCUGUUGCGUUGGCUCAUCGUCUACAGUGUUCAUUCCCAGCGUUACCUAAUGAUUCUAACUUCUUAACAUCUUGUUCAACGGAUGAAGCUCUUCUACUCACUUGUCAUGGAUCCGUAAUGUAUAUACAUGUUUUAGCAACAAUUUUCCCAAUGACUCAUCCACAGAAUAUUCCUUUAACUUCUAAUCCUAAUGUGGCCUCGGGAGAUUAUCGUAUACAAGCCUUCAUUGACCAAAUCUUACGCCCUUCUCGUCUGGCUCCGGCAUCAGCAAGAUUAAAUUAUUCAGUGUUUCCCAAAGAACGAGCCCAACAACAUAUUGAACGUCAAACACGGUAUUGGCCACUUAUGGAAUCUCAAACAUUACUGGACAAAACUAAGCUAGCUGCUCCAAUAUUCGAAAAUUUACCAAAAGAAUACCUUGAACCUAAUGAAAUAUCUGCCUGUGAAGAAUCUAUGGUGAAUAUUGUAAACUCUAUUAAACAGUAUGUUUGCCUGUCCGAUUCUAGAAAGAACUCUUCCAAACGAGGAUCAUCAUCUGGAACUUUGCCUGUUGCGCCUGUACUUCAAGCAGAAGCAAUUGUAAUGGCAACUGAAUUCGAUUAUAUUAUUUCCUUAUAUAGUGAUAUAUCAACUGAACAUGAACAAAUUCGGAAUUAUUGGAUACAAACUAUAAGUUCAACAAAAACUAAUGACACAUUAAAUGGACUAAAUCGUUUAUCAAAUGAAAAAGACUUUAAUUCAUUAAAUCUUACAGAAAUGAUUCGUCUAGCUAAAACAAUAGCAUAUGAUCAAACGAAUAUUGUUAAUACUACAAUUCCUUUAGCACUUAUAAAAAUUAUGAAAAGUUUAACAGUUCUAUGUGAACGUCUUCAUAGACAUACAGAUUCUCAUGAUUCCAAAUGUAUCACUACGCAAGUAAAUCAGAAAUCUACAUGUAAUCCAGUGCAAUUACCCAAGAUAAUGGCAAUAGUUGAACCUGCUGAUCGAACAAAUUUCAUUGACCGUUUAAAAUCUGCAAAACGUCGACGUGUACAAACGCAAAAAUUAGAUUUUGUUGGUGUGCUUACUGCAGAUUCUAAAGGUUUGUGUCAGUUGUAUAAAGGUUUAAAAGAUAAAGAAAAAUCCAAUGCUUAUUUGUUUUCUGUUUGCUUCAUUAUAACAAGCAACAUAUUUUCAGAUUAUGCUUUUUGUUUGGAUAAAAAAAGCUUUCUUUCAUCCUGUCCAAUAGCCGGACACGAGUGACUGAUAAAUCAUGUUGUUCUAUGCUAGGAGCUCAUGAAAUUGCUUGUGUGUAUCAAGAAGACAGAGAGUUAGAAACAGAGCAGAAAAAGUUAAGACUUGUUGUAGAUUAUUCAGGGUUUAGGCUUCUGAUUAUGAGUUGAUAUUUUCAAGAAACCCAAGCUUUCUCCCAAGAGAUAGUAGUGAAACAGAUCCAGUAAAAAGCCGCGCUGAAGGUCAAACACUCUUAUACGUUAUGUUGAUUCAUGUGGAUGAUUAAUUUUGCUCGGAUAACAAGCAACAAAGAAUACGAUUACAUCAACAAGUUCUUCACGCUGACAAUUAUUAUCUAUUGAUGAGACUUUCCAGUGAAAUAUAUUAAGUUUUAUGGAUCAUGCUUUAAAACAUAGUUUGUAAAACUAAGACUUCAAAUUAAAUUUAAGAAUAUUACUUAUACGAUAUGUUUCUAAAGGGUUGUCUCGACUAUUAGUUUUGUAUUAAAUAGGUGUUCUUCAACUGAAGUAUAAAUCAAAAAGAUCAUUAUUUGUGCAAGUCAGUUUGAUCUGUAAAUGAAAUAUAUGUUGGGCAAAUUAUUAAAUUGGUUUCGCUUUAGAUCACCAUUGAUAUUUGUCUACAUAAUAUUAGAUUUUUAAGUACUUCAUAUUUCAAAAAGAGCUAAUGAAUUAUUUGAAGUUAGUAACUCAAACAUCGAAGUUUACAUAAUUGAAAUCUAUACAGGAAUCACAUAGCAGCAGAAACUUGAUUAACGAUCAGUGUUUAACUACAUAAACUGAUAAAACAAAACUAAUAUUUCAUAACCUGACCGUUGUUGCUACCUUGACGUGGUGGUCGGGCUUGCCUAUCGUGAUGAAGCAACUGAGCUAUACUGGCUGGAACAACCGUUCCUCAAGGUCCUACCAUGCCAGACAGGUCGGUUGAAAAGCGGUAAGACUAAAAGCAACAAAACCAAGAUCCGAAGGCGAAGUCGUACUGCCGACUGUACAGAGGUGUGACAGCAGUAAGCUGUUUCCUCCAGACAGCCAGCAUAACAGCGAUGCUGCCUUCCCAAAAGGAGGGGAGGGGUUAGAAUAGGUCGACCCUAAAAAUGCACACCUCGCCUUAUCCCACGGAUAUCCGUCUCCGGCGGUAAGGUCUCAACAAGUACGGAGCUAACACAAAAAUUACUCAUAAAAAGGUCGUGUGUGACCGACCUCAAGCAGCUGUCCCUUGGGCACUGCGGUCACGCUCUCAGGUCACUAUGACCACCUCUAAUCCAAUUUCCUUUUCAGGUACCUCCAGCAGAACCCUUCCACGGUGUGGGCAACCGGGAAGUGAUAACCGCCCUCAUACCUCUAACAGCACUCAAGACCACUGUAUUCAUAAUCAACCUCCUUCUUCAAUUCCUAUUAUUCCUCUUACAUCGACUUUCAAAUCUAAACUCCCUCUUUCGGCUUCCUCCUCAAGUGUCACCACAGCCAACGAUCCUAGUGCGCGAAACACUGUCCCAGAUCUACUGAAACCUCGCUUCAAAUUACACAUUGGAGCCUUCAACGUACGCACACUAUGCCAAAUCGGUCAGCAGGCUUCCUUGGCUAAAACCUUAGAAUCUCGUACGAUUGAUGUAUGCUG